Messenger RNA from Xenopus laevis (African clawed frog), 1220 nucleotides. RefSeq lists its product as uncharacterized. Gene Ontology annotation, cellular component: cytosol. The coding region runs from base 186 to 968 and encodes 260 amino acids. The transcript is spliced from 3 exons. Gene Ontology annotation, molecular function: methyltransferase activity; S-adenosylmethionine-dependent methyltransferase activity; N-methyltransferase activity. Lineage: Eukaryota; Metazoa; Chordata; Amphibia; Anura; Pipidae. The record is from RefSeq and is a predicted model, not a curated record. Gene Ontology annotation, biological process: S-adenosylmethionine metabolic process.
GCAAAAAUGCAGUUAGAUUCCAACACAGAGAUAAAACAGAUGGAACAAAGCUCUUCCCACCCAUAUGUUCUUAUGAUCUGAAGCAAGAACAUAAGGCUGCACUCUUUGUAAAAAAUUAACCAACAUAGUAAAGUCCGAUAAAUCAACUAGAUCUAAGCUCCUGUUCGGCACAUCUCAGAGCAACCAUGUCUGAUUUUACUAAUGCCAGUGAAUAUGAAAAGCAGUUUGAUCCUAGGCUGUAUUUGGAAACAUAUUUUCAUUUAGGAUCAGGAAGUCUAGCAGAUGAUUUCUUGAGGUUCACUCUUGGAAAUUUCCACAAGACUUUUACAGAAGGUGAAGUGAAGGGAACGACACUAAUUGAUAUUGGGACUGCACCCUCCAUAUACCAGCUACUAUCUGCCUGCGAAUACUUUCAGGAUAUUACCGUCACAUGGUACACUAACAGAGAGCUGCAAGAGUUGCAAAAAUGGCUGAAUAAAGACCCGGGAGCAUUUGAUUGGUCUUCGACAGUAAAACAUGUUUGGGAACUAGAGGGGAAAAGAGGAAUGCUGGAAGAAAAGGAAGAGAAAUUAAGAGGAAUGAUUAGGCAGGUUUUACUGUGUGAUGUUAGUAAAAAGAAUCCAUUGGAGCCUGUUACAUUGCCCAAAGCUGACUGUCUUAUAUCAACUGUAUGUCUAGAAGCUGCCUGCCGCAAUUAUGAUUCUUACAGAACAGCACUGAAGAAUCUUUCUACACUGCUCAAACCAGGUGGUCAUCUCCUGUUGGCUGGAGAUUUGGGAGCCAAUUACUAUGAGGUGGGCUCUAAUAAAGUCUUCUCUCUUCCUGUAAAUGAGACAUUCCUGCGCAAAGCGGUGAAUGAGAGUGGCUAUGUUAUCAAUAAGCUGGUUUCUUUUGGGAAGCCAGAAGAUGCUGGGUAUGAUACUUCAGAUUAUGAAGGAUUUUACUUUAUUCAUGCACAGAAAUGCUAGUUUGCAUUUGCAUCAUAUGACAACUGCUUGGUCAUUUUAUCAUAUGACAGCUGAUUAUAUAAAAUGAUAAACUGCAUUGCUUACUUCCAUAAACUGUCAUUGGAAGUAAUACAGAUUAUAAUAGAUUUUACUCUAAUCAAGCACAGCAAUGCUACUUUGCUCAUUUAAUCAUGACAACUAAUUGUACAAAUGAAAAGCAAACUGCAUUGCUUACUUCCAUUAAACUGUUAUUAAAGGUUAAUAGCAACUCUG